Agrilus planipennis (emerald ash borer) is the source of this 1301-nucleotide messenger RNA. RefSeq lists its product as uncharacterized. The record is from RefSeq and is a predicted model, not a curated record. Bases 454 to 873 code for a protein of 139 amino acids. The transcript has 2 exons. NCBI's taxonomy places the organism in Eukaryota, Metazoa, Arthropoda, Insecta, Coleoptera, Buprestidae.
UUAACGAAAAAGGUACAUGAAAAAGGAUCUAAAUACAAAACAAUAAUCUACGAAGGAUGGUCGGAGGAGGAUAUUUUAAAUUACAACAAUAAGUUAAAAGAAUUAGGAAGACCAGAAAAUUGGAACGGACUCAGAGAAAAGCUAAAAGCAGCGGUAUGUAUAAAGGAAAUAAGGAUUAAUACAAGUAUCCAGAAAAAGAAAUGGUGGGAUCAAGAAUGUCACGCAGCAAAACUAGAGUUAAAGAAGACAAGGAAAAAAUAUAUAGAAACAGGUGAACUGAAAACAGAUUACUGUGAAUGUAAAAAGAAAUACAAAAAAAUAAUUGAGGAUAAGAAACGACUGACAUUGGAGAAAGACUGGUCAGAAGCAAGAAAGGACAAAACGGGAAAGAAGUUCUGGGAGUUAAUAAACAAACAAAGAACAAAAAAAGAAGAGAUAAGUAAAAAAAUACAUAUGGUUGAAUGGACUGAGCACUUUGCUAAACAAAUGGGAGGAAAAGUAGUAGAAGAAACAAGACAGCUGGGUAAAGAAGAGAAAAUAGAAAAAAAUGAAGAUCAAGAAAUAACGCAAGAGGAAGUAGAACAAGUAAUAAAGAAGCUGAAAAAGAAAAAGGCGGCUGGAGAAGAUAAAAUCACAAAUGAAGCCUGGAUAUAUGGUGGAAAGGAAUUACAAGAGAACUUGCAAGGAAUACUAAAUAAAAUAUGGAAUGGAGAUGAAGAUCUGCCUGAGGAAUGGAAAAUGGGAAUAAUAAAACCAAUUUUCAAGAAAGGAGAUAGACAUAAACCGGAAAACUACAGAGGAAUAACUCUUAUGAACACAGGAUAUAAAAUUUACGCGGAAAUACUUAGGAAAAGAUUAGAAAAGGAAAAAUAAAGGAACUAUUGACGCAAUAUACAUAGUUAAAACGGCCAUCGAAGAAGAAAUAAAGAAAGAAAAAGGUGAAAUUUUCCUCUUCUUUGCAGACAUGAAAGGAGCUUUCGAUAAGCUUAAAAGAGAUACGAUAUGGAAGACCUUAGAAGAGCUAAAUAUAGAAAACAAAUUAAAAGAGAGGAUAAGAGAAAUUUAUGAGGAAACUUACUUUAAGAUAGAAGUUAAUGGGGAAAAAUCAAAGAUUAUAUCAAUGAGAGAAGGCAUAAGACAGGGGUGUCCACUGAGCACAGUACUUUUUAAUGCAACAUUUGCAAACUUAGAGAAGAAAAUGAGCACAGCGCAAGAAGGAGGUAUAGUAAUCGGUAGAAAAAAAAUUUGGUCAGUGUCAUAUGCAGAUGACAUAGUUUUAUUAGCGAAUAAUGAAAGAGGAA